ACUCUCCUCCAUCUCUUCCCUUUUUCUUCUCUCGGAGCUGUACGCGCUUACGACACGGCAUCAUGGCCUUUAAGCAUCUGUUGAUAUUAUUUCUGGCAGUCGUCGUCCUCGGGAAACCGGAAGCCAAACCGGAGGCAGACCCGAAAGCAGACCCAAAACCUGCAUUGGUCGCCCAUCACGGAACCCACUACCAUUCGACGCCCAAACCCCACUACGGUUACACCCCGGCAUACAACCCCACCAUCUACGGCCCUACUUACCACUCCGUAACCCCGUCCUACCAUCACGUGACUCCCGUUUACCCAGCCGUAACGCCAGGAUACGCCGUAACUCCCGCUUACCCGGCCGUAACGCCUUAUCCGCCAGUCACUCCAGCAUACCCAGUUUAUCCGAGUCCCCAGCCCGCUGUAUACCAUACCCACGAAGUCGACUAUAAGUGCCAUGGAUACGAGAGUGUGCCCAAAUGCUCUUACAACACGACCAAACCCUGGUGCCUCUAUGACAAAGAGUACCCGGAGUACGACAUCAAGGAAGCCAUCCACUACCACAAGGCCGAGGUCCUCUCCCUCUACGCCGACGUAGCUGAUCUCUCCAGGUUCAACUCCGUCGACCUCCCGAGGUACCUCGACGAGACUUACUUGUGCCCUUCGGAGAUCGGCUACGUGAGACCACUUCGGGCUAUCAACACUGACGGUUACUGGAGGAUUAUCGUCAACAAUAUCAAGGUCGACUACGAGAUUUUCACCCAAACGACGCGAAUCGAAGAGUGCCUCAGCUACGGGCCAUGCCCUCUGGUGCCCCACUGCCACGAGUCCAAAUGCCUCCAGAAAUCCAUUUACCACCGUUUCCUGGUCUAUGAUCCUUGCGACAAGUACUUCCCCUUCGCCAUCGAGACCUUCAAGCUGCCCUCAACCUGCGCCUGCCUUCUUGGUGCAUUUUUCAUCGGGCGUAAAUGAAAAUGUAAAAUUUUUACAAUGGUUCUGACCUGAAUCAUUCUAUGGUUACGUAUAUUGGCCACGUCAACUUCGAGCAACUACUAGUCUCUUUUAGUUUAUUUAUUACGAAUUAUUUUCUUAAGAUUGUAAGUUAUUUUAAUUUGUGUGAGUAGGUCAUUAAUCAUCCAAAUAUCUCUUGUUUCCUCGUUAAUUUCUUAUUUUUUAUGCAUUCUUUUAUGAGGCAAAUACUCCUCUUUUAUUGUUCCUGAUUCAACGGUAUCAUUCACCGUUAUCUUGGUACAAAUCCAAUAAUAAAAUGGUGACAAAAGAGCGGUAACAUCGCUCCUAGGAGUCCAAUAUGAAUGUAGUUCGAAAAUAUUGUCUGUUCCUUUUACUGGAAACAUAUUUACGAAAAUUUUCAGUUACUAAUCAUCAUCUCAAAAUGUACUCGAAGUAUGAGUCGUCUCUGAAUGUUGUUUUCGUCCAUAAAAAAAUAAAUUGUUUGAAUUUCAUGUAAGCUACUUAUUAGUAAUUUUGACUAAAACUUCAGUCUAGUUGAGAAACGCAUUCGUUUAUCAAAGACAGAAUAACAGAAUCUGUAUUUUGUGUUUUCAAAUUUGGCAGUGAACAUGAACGAACUUUGCAUCCAAAGGAUUAUCAAUGCAUUUUUAGUUUUCCAAAGAGAUUAGGAUGCUGUGAAAUUAGAACCUUAAAAGUUCAAGAAAAAUUACAAUCCAUUAUUAUCCUAAAGCAAGUCACCUUGUACAUUAAGAAUUUGUUUUGAUCUACAUCUAUUUAUCUAUUCAUUUUUUAAUUGAUCAUUUUCGCUUCUCAAAUAACUGAUGUCUUCUUUCGGUAUUUCCUCUUGUCUUCUGUAGCUUCUUUAGAAGCUUCAAUUUGAAGUCAACGGCCCCCUUCCUGUGGCCUUGGUCUUUUGAACAACAACAACAACAACAACAAUAAUAAUAAUAAUAAUAAUAAUAAUAAUAAUAAUAAUAAUAAUAAUAAUAAUAAUAAUAAUAAUUCCAAUAGUGCAGUAAAUGAAUAUGUCAAGAUAUUUUCGAACUUCAGCCAAAAUGACUAACUAACUGGUGGUACAAAGAAAGCAGUUCUCUAUGCCAGUCAAGCUAUCCGCUAACUAUUUAAGCUUAGCAGAGGUUUAUUAUCAAGUAUGUGCAGCUCUGUCUCUACGUGUCUUUCAUAUAAAGCUUAUUUCUGUAAACAAAUUUGUAUAAUCAAUUGCAGUGAUAAAAAUGUCGA
This is a messenger RNA of Macrobrachium nipponense, 2195 nucleotides long. Its product is annotated as protein spaetzle-like. Lineage: Eukaryota; Metazoa; Arthropoda; Malacostraca; Decapoda; Palaemonidae. The transcript has 3 exons. The record is from RefSeq and is a predicted model, not a curated record. Gene Ontology annotation, cellular component: extracellular region. Bases 63 to 956 code for a protein of 297 amino acids. Gene Ontology annotation, molecular function: Toll binding; growth factor activity. Gene Ontology annotation, biological process: innate immune response; central nervous system formation.